AGGCCCAGGCUGGCCUGCGCGCGUGCGGGGGGGCCGCGCCCAUGGCGAACGACCCGGGCGGGCCGCGCCAGCCGGCAGCUCCGAAGGCGGCGUCGCGGCCUCCGCGGUCACACCGCCGCGCGGAGACGGCGCCCGAGGGCGGCGAACGCUCGGCGCCGCCGCGCUCCCCCCGCCGCCACGACGAGACGGCGCCCAGAGUCGGCGACGAGCGGCAGGCGCCGCCGCGGUCCCCCCGCCGCCUGGAGGUGGGGCCGGGGAGCGGCGGGUGGCCGGCGCCGAAAUCCCCCCGCGAGGUGGGGCCGGGGAGCGGCGGAUGGCCAGCGCCGAAGAAGUCUCCCCGCCUGGAGGUGGGGCCUGGGAGCGGCGGAUGGCCGGCGCCGCGGUCCCCUCGCCGCGCGGAGACGGCGCCUGCGCCGCCGCGGUCGCCCCGCCGCGCGGCGGCGUCGUCCGGGAACGCUCCGGCGCCCGGCUCUCCGCGGUCUGGGGCGCCGCACUCGGCCGCGGCCCAGAGGCGGCCAGUGGCAGGCGGCGCUGUGGCCGAUACCGCGGGCGGGCCCGAGGCCCUGGCGGCCCCAGGGCGCGUGAGCGGCCUGAGCAUCUGCGGUGGCGGUGCUGGGCCGCUGGUGCUCUCGUGGCUGGCGCCAGAGGAUCGGGGCGUGGAUUGGAGCGUCGAGUCCGUGCUCGGAUACGACGUCGAAGUGGGGGCCCAGGGCGGGGAGGUCGUGGCCUUCCACCUGGACGUGUCGGGGGCACCCGGUGGCCUGCAGGACCUGUCCGUGGUGGUGGUGCUGCCAGGGCAUGCGCCCGAGAGACCAGUGGACGCGCGAGUGCGCCCCUGGGGCGGGAAGGGUACGGGAGCUUGGACCGAGAUUGUCGGCCGCGUGCCGCUGGCUGAAGGGGACGAGCCCAUCGCGGAGGUGCCAGCGCCGAAGGUCAAGAGCAUUGUGCACCCCACGAGCAUGCGUGGCCAGAUUAGCUGGGCCCGGCCGCCUGGCCUGACAGACGUGGGCGUGAUCUACCAGGUCACGCUGUGGGAGUGCGGGAGCCUGCACGAGGGCCCCAGCGGGCGCGCGAAGGCGCGCGUGAGACAGGUUCUGUCCGAGCUCGGGAGCACGCGGACCCCCGUUCUGGUGCGGCUCACGAGCUCCACCCAGGAGGAGUUCGCCAUGUCCAGGGGCAGGACGUACAUCGCCGCCGUGUCGGUGCUGCUGCCGGGCCGUCGCCGCAGCCCCGCCUCGGCCGUCCACCUGACCCUGCCCACGGCCCCGCAGCACGAGGACGGCGCCGCCGCUGAGGGCGCGGGUGAUCCCUCGCUGAAAGCCCUGACGCUGCGGGUGCCGCCGGUGGUGCCGCCAGUACCCCUUGGUGCGGCGGCCGAGGAGAGCGCGACGGUCGCCCCGGAGGCGGCGCCGCCGGCCGCCGCGGGCGCCUCCGAGGGGCCCAGCGCUGCGCGCGUGCCCUGGGCCCAGGUCGUGGAGGUUGGCCCGCGUUCGGUGGCGCUCGAGUGGGGCGUCGUGGGGGACGACGGCGGGUACCCGUACCUGGUGGCGGUGCUCGAGGCUGCGGGCGGCGCCGCGGGGGAGCCGCUGCGGGUGGAGAUGGCGCACGGCGGGGCUGGCCGCAGUCGGCGGAGGCACAUUGUCUGGGGCCUUCUGCCGGGCACGAAGUACGAGUUCGAGCUGCGGGGGUUCGCUGUGGACGACAGGAAGGGGCUUGGCGGGCUGCAGGCAGGCCCUCUGCAAGGCGGGCCCUCCACGAACAGCUGCAAGCCCGCCGCAUGGCAGGUGCUCCUCCCGCUGCGGCAUCCUGCUCGAGGCCAUCACCUGCUCGGAGAUCGCGGGGCUCGCCGCGGGAGCCGAGGAUCCCGAGAGGGGCACGAUGACCGACCCCCGCUGGAUGGAGCGGGAGGCGUCCGACUCGGGCGACGACGACGCGGAGGUCGAGCACUAUUUGGCCCGCAGGCGCGCCUACGACCGGCUCCAGCUCCUGGCCUGCAUCCUGCUGGUUGUCCUGCACAUGUCCAACGUGGCCAUGGAGAGUUGGACGAGGCAGAGAGGGCGCUCAUUGCAGCAGUGGCGGUGGUCCUUCCGUUGGUGCUGAAUGCAGCGAUUUGCCGAGUGUUCCACAAGAUGUGCAAGGAGUUGUUGGCCGCCGGGGGCGGUGCCGCCGAGUUCGAGCUGUGGCUGCUCAACAGCCAGAGGCUCGCGACGUCCACCUGGGUGAUCUCCGCGGUGCUCACAGGGGGCCUCGGCCUGUUCCGGCACUCGGACGCGCUCGGGCGCUGGGAGAGCUGGCGGCACGCCCAGCAGGACGACGUGGCGGUGCUGCGGUCGCUCCGCUCGAAGCGGGAGGCGGCCGAGCUGCGCCAGGAGGCCGCGCGGUGGCAGGAGGCGCAGCGGCCCGCGGCACCGCUCGCCGGGGGCGGCCGGCAGGAGCGCGCCGAGAACCGCGAGAUGGACCCCCAGCACGACACGGCACGGCAGGGCACGUUGCAGUUGGCCGACGAGAUUGUGCACAGGGCCGCCGUCGGCCUGUUCUACGGGCUGUCUCCGCUGAUAUUGCCGGUGUCCGCCGCCUUCUCCAAUGGCGAGGACAAGCUCGCUGGUGGCGCGUUCUUCUUUGGGUUCGCGGUGUUGGCGGUAUGCUACAAUGCCUCUGCAGUUUAUGGAUGUUUCUACAGCGUGCAUUCCAAAAUGAGGUCCCGCCAGAUAUUUGUCACGUCUGGCCUUGUCGCGUGGCCGGUGAGUCUCGCUGCGCUUGCCUGCGCGGUCCAAUUGAAGAGCAUGUUGGUGCUCUUCGGCGUAGCCUUUCCGCUUAUGGGCUUCGCCAUCGGAGUAGAGGUCGCUUAUCUGCAUCUCGUCGAGGUGUCGAUGUGGUGGGGCGACAGAGUCAACAUCGGGCAUGCGCUUACCGGGACCGCGAGCGCAGCAGGGGCGUUGACCUGGACGCUGCUCAUCGGCGAGGCCAUGGCUCGUCUGGACACUCUCCUGGCGCUGUGGCUCCUUGCCGGCGUCCACGCGGUCGCCGUGGGUGCUGGGCUCCUGGUCGCAAACCCUGCAAGAAAUUUGCUCGAGUCCACAUCCCCGCAAGGCGACGUCGCGGACGCGGAGAAACCCAUGACCCCCAUGACCUCGCGAGAGCUUGCUCGUGACUGGCGCGUCUACGUUUUCCUUUUGGUUAUGGAGUGCUUCUGGUUCGCUGGUAUAUCCAUGAAGACGCUGCUCUCAGUUCUCUUCGAAGAGAUUUUCGACAUGACCUACCUCGAGGCUGUCCACUACAGCGCGGCGUGCCUCUCCCUGUACGUGCUGGCCCGCGCUGUUGUACCGCUCCUUGCGGCUGGGCACCCCUCACAAAUGGGUCGGCGGGUUUUCUUUGCGGUCCUCACGGCAGAGACGUUCGCCUACGCCCUCACUCCUUGGGCCGUCCGCCUCGAUGGGUACGGCAUGGUCACCUACACCUGCUUCCGGCUCGUUGGCGGCGCGGGCUUCGCGAUCCUCCUGUCGACGACCUCCGUGCUGCUCGUCCGCGUCUUCGGCGUCGCCAACGUCCCGCGCGUGAGCGGCCUCUUCUCGAAGAAGGCGCUGGACUCCGGCAGCGGGCAGGCGGAGAGCUGGGACCUGUUCUUCUAUCGCGCCGUGAGAGCGGCCGGCCGCGCCCGCGACCGGCUGCCACAGGCGCCGCCCUCGCCGAAUCGGGAGAUGCUGGAAGUGCCCCUGUCCGAGGCGGGGUGCCGGCCGCGGGAGAAAAAGUAUGGCCUCGUCAAGAACACCAGGCCGCGGGGCGCCGUGGAGGCGGCGGCGGGCGCCCCGCCGCCGGAGAGGCGGAGCCCGCACUCGGCGGCCGCGGCCUGGGGCGAGGCGCAGCCGCCGCCGGGCCUCGUCGUGCGCGGAGGCCGGCUGGAGAUCGUGGAGGCCGACUGGGCGCCGCCGCAGCCGCUGGGCGGCCCCUGUGGCGACCGCGAGGACGACCGCGAGGCCACGGCCGCGGCGGGGCGCCGCUUGGAGGCCUCCGCGGCGCACGCCGCGCCGCCCGGCGGCGUCGCCGCGGCGGCGGGGGCGCGGCAGGCUCCCGCCUCGGAGGCGCUCGCCGUGUGGCAGGAGCCGCUUGCUGCCUGGGAGGCGCAGGCCGGUGGCAAGCAUUGCCUCCUCUGUGGCCUGCAGUCGUCGCCACCAGAGUCGGCGGUGCUGAGCUGCCGCUGGUUCCGCACCGUCGCCAUCGCCGGGACCAUGCUCUACCGCGACGUGCCCCAGGUGGUGCUGACCGUCUACCUCUUGAUCACGGCCGAGCGCAGCGGCGCUUUGGCGGAUGCCACCAGGGCCGCCAACGUCUUCUUCACGGUGCUCUACGUGCUCGUCGAGCUGUUCUGGCUGGGCGACGCCCUGACGCAGCUAUUGAACGCAAGAAUCGCGCACGCACCGGGCCAGGGGGUCACCGCCAUCGCCGCCGAGAGCGGUCCAGACUGGGUCGAGGUGUCGUGGGCCGCGCUGGGCCACCGGAAGGGGGGGGCGGAGGAGUACUGGUGCAGCCUGAGGCCGCUGGCCGAUGGCGACGGCCACCGCGCCCCGCACGACGCGGUGCAGAUCGCGGUGGUUGCCUCGGGCGCCGCGGAUCCCGUGAGCGGACGCGUCGCGUGGACCUUCCGGGGCCUGGCCCCGGCCUCCGCCCUGGAGGCGACGGUCACGCCCGUGCGCGGGGGCGUGCCGUGCGGCGCGGGGCAGCGGGCGCGCGCCUGCACGAGCCAGGCCCCGGCGGCGGCGGAGGGCGGCGCCGCGGCCUCGGCGCCGAGGGCCCUGCGCUUCCUGAGGGUCGGGCGCCUGGACGCGCGGUCGGCCCGCCUGGAGUGGAGCGGCGACGCGGGCCCGGCCGCGCCGCACACCGUGCGGCUGAUCCCGCUCCACGGGGCCGUGAGCCGGCAGCCGUGGACGGAGCUGGCGGAGGGGUGCGCGCACGAGCUGCGCGGGCUGGAGCCGGGCGCCGCCUACCUGGCCGAGGUCUCGCCCGGGCCCCGCGGCGCGCCGGCGCGCCGCGGGCUCUCCUGCGCGCUGUCCUUCGUGACGCCGCCGGACGGCGGCUCCACGGCCGACGGGCCGCUUGGAGUGGAAGGCGGGGCGGCCCGGGGCGGCGAGGGGUGCCCUGCGCCGUCCGAGAGCUCGAGCAGCCCGCGGGGCCUCGCGGCGGCGCCCGCCUCGAAGGGCGGCCGCAGCGGACGCGCUGCACGGUCGCCAGGAGACGCGGGAGACGACCGAGGUGUCCGCGCCGCCGCCCCCAUCCGCGGAGCUUGAGGUCGGCGAGGUCGGCGAGGUUUGCUGACCCGUGGCCGCCUCCCUCCCUCUGUUUUUUGUUUUUUGUUUUCUUGGGGGCCCCCUGGUCACUUUCAUCUGCGACCACUUGCGAAUUCCACCCCUACGGGUCCAGUCGACGCUGCAGGCGUCAUUCAAAGUCUGGACCCCACCGUGUUUUUCAUGGGUCACCACGGAUUAAAGGUGUCGCCAGCUCCUCCUGAGCAUCGAGGUUCGAGGAUGAAGAUCCCUGGUCGGACCGUAGGCUGUAGUCU
Prorocentrum cordatum is the source of this 5554-nucleotide messenger RNA. The record is from the annotation of a GenBank genome assembly. Lineage: Eukaryota; Dinophyceae; Prorocentrales; Prorocentraceae.